UAUAAAGGAAAGAAGUUCUAUAUAUGAGGAUAUAUCGUCAUAUAAGACUUUAUCUGCGGCUCGUCAGUUCACUGAUGAGAAUGAGCAAUUUGAAGUAUAUAUUUCAAGCAGCUGUGGUGAUUGUUUGCCAGCUGAAUUGCCCUCAAAUUCUCCGACACUACGGGGGUCGUUGAGACGUGGCUAUGAAGAAUUUGAAGUAUGUCUGCCAACUGGAUUUAAAGCAGGUCCAUACAGGUAUCUGUCAGCGUCCACGGUCACCUUGCUUACCCUUAUAACGGGGCUUAAAAAGCCAGUCAUAACUGAAUACACUUGCGACGAGUUCUUUUCUUGCGCUCCUCCGAUUAGUCAUGUUACAGCUGCCUGACCUGUACAUCUUUGACAACACGCAGCUCACUCUCAGUGCUGCCGCUUGCCUUGGGCUAGUAGUAGGAGUAUUGUCUUGGGUUUAUCUUUCUCAGUCAAAGGAUCGCCUUCCUCGCCCACCUUCCCCUCCCACUUGGAGGCUUCUGGGGCACUUCCUACCGCGUCGCAAUUCAUUUCUCACAAUAGCUGGAUGGAUUGACGAGCACGGUCCUCUAAUCACCCUUCGGUCGGGAUUUCAGAAAAUAGUUAUUAUUGGCCGUUACAAAGCCGUCGUGGAUAUUAUGGAGAGCCAGGGCGGAUCGCUAGCUGACCGUCCUCGCAAGGUUGCCGCUGGAGAAAUUUUCAGCGGCGGACUGGGCAUCGCCUCUGCACCCUUUGGGGACAGGUUCCGUCGGAUGCGUAGAGCACUUCAUACGCAUCUCCAGCCUAAAGCAGCUGCGACUUAUGAGGGCUUGCAGAUGUCACACGUGAAGAACACUGUCCUCAACAUUCUUGAUGAUCCAUACAAUGUCCAGAACCAUGUGGUAACUUAUGCUGCGACAACAAUCACGAAAGUUGCAUAUGGGAGUACCACGCCCUUCUCUGCGACUGAUCCACAAGUCAUCGAGAUGCACGAAAUCAUGAAGUUGGUUAGUAAGAUCCUGCGCCCUGAUGCUUACUACUUGGUGGAGUCGAUCCCGUGGCUCAAACACAUUCCUUGGUAUGGCCGAGAAUUGAAGCAAGGGUUUGAGAAGAGCAAAAAACUCCAUGUUGGUCAGCUGAACCGCGUAAGAGAGCAAAUGCAGAGAAAUGAGGACAUCGGCCCAUCAUUCAUGAAAUAUAUGCUAGAAAAUAAGGACGUCCAUCGCUUGACAGAUCCCGAGACUGCAUUUCUUGCUGGGGCCUUUUUUGGAGCUGGAUCCGAUACGAUUGGUGUGGCAAUAUGCAUAGUGCUCCUAGCAGCGGCAUGUUUCCCUGAGGAACAAGCUAAAUUCUGUAAAUUCAAUGAUCUCCGCACUCAAGCGCCAACCUUCGCUGAUCAACAGUCACUGGUUCACCUGCGCGCCUUCAUCUAUGAAGCUUUGAGAUGGAGACCCAUUACUCCCAAUGGAAUAGCUCACCGAACAACUAAAGACGUGAUCUGGGAAAACUAUUGUAUUCCAGCUGGGACCACAGUAUACGGCAACAAUUGGGCCAUCUGUCGAGAUCCAGAAGUCUUUCCCGAGCCUGACGCGUUCAAGCUUGAACGCUGGAUUGACGACCAAGGUCGCCUGAGAGAUGAUUUGAAUAAUUUCGUCUAUGGGUUUGGUCGGCGUAUAUGCCCCGGUGAACAUGUCGCGAACAGAGCGGUGUUCAUAAACGCCCUGCUUAUUUUUUGGGCCUUCCGACUCACUGUGGAUCCUACAAAGCCGUUGGAUGACAUGGAAUUCAUGACUGGGGAGAGAUCAGAUCGGCCGUGCCCCAUUAAGAUUGAAACUAGGAUUUCGGAAACGGAGCUCAGGCGCAUGAUGCAGAAUUAUCCUGAGGCCGCGUAUUGACUGUGGAUGGAUCGCCACUAGAGAGGGAGCGAAGAACCAGUCUGGAAUGAAGAACCAAUGUUCUGAAGCAUCGCCCUAGGACUACCUAGUAUGCGCUGUAAUUCACCUUGUAACUUGUUCGAUUGUGCAUCGUGCACUGUAACUAUAUCUGUCGACAUGAUCAGGUCUUACUGCACGGUCUUGUCGCAUUCCGUC
Suillus paluster is the source of this 2075-nucleotide messenger RNA. Its product is annotated as cytochrome P450. The transcript is spliced from 13 exons. The record is from RefSeq and is a predicted model, not a curated record. Gene Ontology annotation, molecular function: heme binding; oxidoreductase activity, acting on paired donors, with incorporation or reduction of molecular oxygen; monooxygenase activity. The coding region runs from base 348 to 1880 and encodes 510 amino acids. Lineage: Eukaryota; Fungi; Basidiomycota; Agaricomycetes; Boletales; Suillaceae.